UUAUUCACAAUGCUUAUCAGCCACCUGGAUAUCUGCCGCAGAGGUAUCCUCCUCCCAAUGCUUAUCCACAGCAGGGAUAUCCUUCAGCUUACGCUCCUCAAUACGCUCAACCUCCUCCUCAACAACAUAAUAGCCAUCUUGGUUGCUUAGAAGACUGCUAAAAUUUACACUCUUUUUCUUCAUUUCUCUUUCUUUUACCUGUUCAUGGCGUGGUUGAAAUCAGACCUGAACUUAGUCGCAUUAAGACGAUUUGGUAUCGAAAAAUAGUUAUCUUAAUUCAUAGUAUCUAGUAGACAUAUCUCUAAUUUUAGAUUUUAGGUAAGAAGAACUUGUUAUGGGGUUAGCAUAAAACAAUUACUAUAACUACUAUCCGAACUUUACCCCUUGAAAUAAUGAACGGAGGCCACUAUUCUAAUUACAUUUCAUACCACUGCUAUUUCUCUUUUUUUGUUUUUUUCCCAGCUCCAUAACAUAACCUCACUCAAGUCCGAGUUGCAGUGAAUGCAACUAACUAAAAUUAGGUGCUUUUCUUGCAAUCUUUCUACAUAUGCAAUAUUUUCUAACAACACAAGUGGGCAAAUUUUCAUUCGAUCCUACUGAAACAUUGGGGUUAAAUGUUACGUCGUGCAUCUAUACCAGGUAUGAUUUUCUCUUUCCUUUUGUCGUCCAAACCUCUUCUUCAAUUAAACCAUUUGAGAUAUAUUUUUCUUUAACUAAUUGCUAAGUAAAAAGGAAUAUGCUUCUUGGUUAUUCAUUCCAUUGUGUUGUUGUAACCAUAGAGCCCCAGUUGGACAAGAUGAUGAAGGAAAAAUAAAAUUGUUCAAAUAUUGGGAUACUUCAUUUAAUUUUAUCUAUAUUUGAUUAUAAAAAUUUGGUAAAGGGUUUGGCAUAAUGUGAAGCCCUAUAUAUAUUCAUUUUUCUUUCAUAUAUUUUAAAUUAAGGAUUUUUGUUCAGGUAUACACCUUAUCAGAUCCUGAUGGCAAGGAGAUACUUUGAUUUACUAAUUAAGUUAUAUUUUUCUUAACCAUCUUUUAGGAUUUUCAAAUCGAGAGAAAAAAAUAAUUAACUCGAUCAUGGCGUUGGAGAAGGCUAAAAAGAUUGUGGCUUUUAAUCCUGUCACCGUCUUCUGCAAGAGUUAUUGUCCAUUAUGCUGUCCAAGUGAAGAGACUGUUCCAUUAUGCUGUCCAAGUGAAGAGACUGUUGACUAAACUAGGAGUCAAUUUCAAGGCUAUUGAAUUGGACACUGAGACCAAUUGGUAAAAUUUUGAUUACUUUGUGGUUUUUAAGCAUCCAAUGCUUCUUCUGGUAAAGAUUCUCAGUUUCUGAAGGUGGCCUCUUGUGCUUCAAUCUAUGAUUUAUUCUCGAGAUUGGGUAGAUUUCAAAGUGUAAAGAAAGAUGGGACUUCUUGUGCUGGGAAGGUCAUUCAACCUGUUGCAUGAUGAUAAUACUGAAGCUGUUUUGGAUAAUGCGGUUAAUCUGUUAUGCACCUUGAUAGAUUUCUUCCCCUUCACAAUCCAUCGUCAUUAUGACUCUGCCGAAGCUGCAAUUGUUUCAAAAAUAUUUUCAGGGAAGUGUAGUUCUAACAUGCUGAAGAAGCUUGCCCAUUGCCUGGCAUCACUUCCAAAAUCAAAAGGAGACGAAGAUAGCUGGUCUUUACUAAUUCAGAAGAUUUUGUUAUCCAUCAAUAGUCACUUGAAUGAGGCCUUCCAAGGCAUCGGUGAAGAUUCAAAAGGCAUUGAAGUUGUAAGGUUACUGAUUCUACCAGGAAAAGAUCCUCCACCACCUUUAGGUUGUUGUUCACAAUCAGAAGGUUCCUUGGACAAAAUAAAAAAGAGCUCAGAGCGGAUGUUAACAUCUAGUAUUUCAACCUUGAUGGUUUGCUGUUCCACAAUGAUAACAAGUUCAUACAACCAUCAGGUGGCAGUUCCCAUUCGCCCGUUAUUAGCUCUUGUUGAGAGAGUGCUGACGAUGGAUGGUUCUUUGCCACCCACUUCAGUGCCAUUUAUGACAUCUCUGCAGCAAGAAUCAAUGUGUUUAGAACUUCCGGUGCUGCAUUCAGUCAGUUUGGAUCUCCUCGUUGCCAUCAUUAAGAGCCUUCGCAGUCAAUUGUUGCCACAUGCUGCAUCAAUUGUACGACUCAUUGUGAAGUACUUCAAGAAGUGUGUCUCUGCAGAACUGAGAGUAAAAGUCUACGCAGUUGCUAAGUCAUUGAUGACGUCUUUGGGUGUUGGAAUGGCUGCAUCUCUUUCUCGAGAUGUGAUUGACAAUGUACUAGGUGAUUUGAACCCUGUAAAUAAUGAGAGUUCUGAUCCAUCUAAUGUGAAUCCAAAGGACACGCAAAGAGAUUUACCGCAACACCAUAAUAAGAGAAAACGCCCUUCAGUUCCCACUUCCAUGAAAGGGCAGCACGAGAGGAAUGAACCAGAGGACAUUACCAGCAGCUGUAGCUAUACCUCAGUCCACUUGAGGAUAGCUGCACUUGAGGCUUUGAAGACUCUUCUUACAUCGGCUGGUGCUUUGAGAUCUGAAGAAGGAUGGCGUGCAAAAGUUGAACAUCUUUUAAUAACAACUGCAACAUCUUCUCUUCAAUGGCCACGAGCCUCGGACGACACCUUUUUCCAAGCCAAUGAAUCUAUUGAGGUUUGGGUGGAUUAUCAGUUGGCGGCAUUUCAUGCACUACUGGCUUCUUUUUUGUCUGCUGUCCAUGUACGCCCACUGGCUUUGGCUCAAGGUCUCGAGCUCUUUCGUAAAGGUAAACAAGAAAAUGGAACCAAACUUGGUGAGUUUUGUGCCCAUGCUCUCUUAGCCAUGGAGGUUCUAAUACAUCCGAGGGUCCUUCCCCUCUCGGAUUUCUUGCCAUUGCGCUUGAGCUCUCCUGAACCACAAGCUGCCUUUAAAUUCCAGGAAGAUCUGUACUUCAACAGUAACGAUUCUAGGAAAUUGUUGAAGGUCGGCCCGCAAAGCAUGGAGCAGAUGGCCUCCGAGGCUCUAAUUAGUGAUGAUGUGGUAGAUAACAAUGAAAUGACGUAUAGCACCUCAAAUGAUAUUGAAAAGGAGCCCUCUGCAAAUGGCAUAGCGAAUAUAGAAAUGCCCAAGAGAACCGAACAGGCCACUGCAGCAGCCAUCUCAGAAGUAGGGGUUGUAGCGGAAGAUGACGUUGAAUUUGCUAAUGCAAGUAUGAAUAGUUCCCCCAUGUCAUCAAAAUCAGAUAAAAUCGAAGAUUUUGGACGGGAUUCGAGCUCGAAUUUAUUGCUAGAAGAUGACUUUCCUGAUAUUAUUGAUGCAGAUCCUGAUACAGACUAUGAAGAGUGAAAAAGGUAUUGUCAAUCAUUGACUCAAUUUUGUAGUUUUAAGGCUUAAGGGUGUUGUUCAGAACUCAAAAUCAAUUAUUAUUGUUGUGUUCUAUUCAUGUAGCCAUAGAUGGCUUGAACUGAUGAUCGAGAAUGGUUAUGUAUAUAAAAAGGUGAAAGUUAGACAAAUUUCAAAAGCUUUGAUUGCUAGUUUCUGAUAAA
Molecule: messenger RNA, 3512 nt
Organism: Cucumis sativus (cucumber)
Lineage: Eukaryota; Viridiplantae; Streptophyta; Magnoliopsida; Cucurbitales; Cucurbitaceae
Product: proline-, glutamic acid- and leucine-rich protein 1-like
Exons: 14
Coding region: 1396-3312 (638 amino acids)
Biological process (GO): rRNA processing
Cellular component (GO): nucleus
Source: RefSeq, a predicted model, not a curated record